Messenger RNA from Lodderomyces elongisporus, 1353 nucleotides. RefSeq lists its product as uncharacterized. Lineage: Eukaryota; Fungi; Ascomycota; Pichiomycetes; Serinales; Debaryomycetaceae. Gene Ontology annotation, biological process: GPI anchor biosynthetic process. The transcript has a single exon. Gene Ontology annotation, molecular function: hydrolase activity, acting on ester bonds. The coding region runs from base 1 to 1353 and encodes 450 amino acids. The record is from RefSeq and is a predicted model, not a curated record. Gene Ontology annotation, cellular component: endoplasmic reticulum membrane.
AUGGUGCUGCUAUUUCUACAGAAUAGCCAAUUGCAAAGAUCACCUUUACAACUGCGACAUUGGCUUUCAUGGCAUUCGUCGUUCCCAUCUUUGUUUAACCAUUUCACCUUACUCAUAUUUCUCACAUUUUCCACAAUUACUGUGGCAUCGCCAGGGGAUGACCUUUAUGCCUUUCUGGACUGUUUAUACCAAUGUGAACAACUUACUUGCUACAAUAAUCCAUACCACAUUCUUCAACGUGAAUUGAUCCAAAACACGCACCCUACAAGACGGUAUACGAUUGAGCAAAAUUAUUACAAUCCAAAUUGGCAAUUCGACGCCAUGCCUUUACCACUCCACCUCCGUCUUUUAGGUUGGAGUUGUAUUUCCAAUUGCGAUUACCAAUGCCAGAGAGUGAUUACUAUGGAGCGAAGAAAACAUGAUGAUGAAGAGACUUUGCAAUUCCAUGGUAAAUGGCCAUUCUGGCGUAUAUAUGGAAUCCAAGAACUUGGCUCGGCUAUAACUUCUAUGGGAAACUUUUAUGUCAAUUACAAAUAUGGAUUUUUGCGUAUUUGUGAUAGAUUAAAAGCACCAUUGGCAUAUGAACACAAAUUGCUUUAUGUGAAUAUCCUUGUUGUUACAAUUAUCACGAUGCUAGCAUGGACUGCCUCAACAAUUUUUCAUAUACGAGACUUUAAACUUACUGAGCAUAUGGAUUACUAUCUUGCUGGAGCAACAGUGCUCUCGCAAUUCCAUGCGUUAGUAGCAAGGGUUUUGGCAUUGUACAGAGAGGAUCGAAAAUUGUAUAGAAGAGUUUUUGCCGCGGCUUGUAUCUUGGCCUACGUUGGACACGUGUGGCGAUUAGUUACUGAUUGGUCGUAUACUUAUAAUAUGCGGGCAAAUAUCACUGUGGGUAUAGGACAGAAUUUGGCAUACUGUGCCUUGGUCUACCUGUUAUACAGCAAUUACUAUUGGUUGGAGAAAGACCAAUUGGAACCAAAAAAAUUGGAGCCGGAGCAAGCACCAGCAAAAGUUGGAGAAACCAUUACUUCAAAUGGUCGUGCAAACCAGUGCCAUCUCAAAUACAUUGAUUUUAAAAGAAUUAUUCUUCCUUCAUUUUAUUCUCGCUCAGCAAAAUUGUACUCAUUGUAUCCAAUACUAUUAUGUACUAUUGUCAUUUGUGGAAUGCUGCUUGAGAUUUUUGAUUUCCCGCCCAUUUGCUACGAUUUAAUAGAUGCACAUUGUCUAUGGCACUUUGUCACUAUUUGGCCGGCGUACUACGGAUUCUACGACUGGUUUGUUUGGGAUGUCGAUGAACAUGCAUGGAGUGAGGUGAAGGAGUCAUUACAAGCAGCAAAAAGAAAAAAAUUGUGA